CAUUUUUUUAAAAUGGAGUGCUGUUCCUUUAAAUCCUGCAAGAGAACUUGGCUUGGGAAGAGCAGCAGCUCAAGGUCCAGCCCCAGAAGAGAGAAGAGCUCCAGGCUCCCCAUCCUGGAGGUUUGCAAGGGGACAGUGGUGCCAGCUGGCUCUUGCAGGCUCCUGGCAGCAUGGCAGUAAAGCUUGGGACCUUCCUGCUGGUGUUUGGGCUCAGCCUGGUUUGGCCAGCUUCUGCCCACCGGAAACUCCUGCUGUUUCUCCUGGAUGGUUUUCGCUCAGACUACAUCAGUGAGGAGGUCCUGGCAUCCUUGCCUGGCUUUAGAGAGAUUGUGAACAGGGGAGUCAAAGUGGAUUACUUGACCCCGGACUUCCCCAGCCUCUCCUAUCCCAAUUACUACACCCUAAUGACCGGCCGCCACUGUGAAGUCCACCAGAUGAUUGGGAACUACAUGUGGGAUUCCAGAACCAACAAGUCAUUCGACAUCGGGGUCAAUCGAGACAGCCUGAUGCCCCUCUGGUGGAAUGGGUCAGAGCCCUUGUGGAUCACGCUGAUGAAGGCCAGGAGGAAGGUCUACAUGUAUUAUUGGCCAGGCUGUGAAGUUGAGAUUCUUGGUGUCAGACCAACUUACUGCUUAGAGUAUAAAAACGUCCCAACGGAUAUCAACUUUGCCAAUGCUGUCAGUGAUGCUCUUGACUCAUUAAAGAGCGGCCGAGCUGACCUAGCAGCCAUAUACCAUGAACGCAUUGAUGUGGAAGGUCACCACUUCGGCCCCUCAUCACCUCAGCGGAAAGACGCCCUCAAAGCUGUGGACACCGUACUGAAGUACAUGAUCCAGUGGAUCCAGGAACGAGGCCUGCAGGAUGACCUGAAUGUCAUCAUUUUCUCAGACCAUGGGAUGACGGACAUCUUCUGGAUGGAUAAAGUGAUUGAGUUGGGCAAGUACGUCAGCCUGGAUGACCUGCAGCAGGUGAAGGACCGAGGGCCCGUCGUGAGCCUGUGGCCGGCCCCUGGAAAACACUCUGAGAUAUAUAACAAACUCAGUUCGGUGGAACACAUGACUGUGUAUGAAAAAGAAGCAAUACCUAGCAGGUUCCAUUACAAGAAAGGAAAAUUUGUCUCUCCUUUGACUUUGGUGGCCGAUGAAGGGUGGUUCAUAACAGAGAAUCGAGAGACGCUUCCAUUUUGGAUGAACAACACUGGCAAGCGGGAAGGCUGGCAGCGAGGUUGGCAUGGAUAUGACAACGAACUCAUGGACAUGAGAGGCAUCUUCCUGGCCUUCGGACCUGGUAGGCAAGGAGAUUUCAAGUCCAACUUCAGAGCUGCUCCAAUCAGAUCUGUGGACGUCUACAACAUUAUGUGCAAAGUUGCUGGCAUCACCCCACUGCCCAACAACGGGUCCUGGUCCAGGGUGGAAUGCAUGCUGAAGGGUCAGACCAGCUCGGCUCCAUCUGUCCCGCUCAACUGCUACGCACUGGUCUUGAUUCUCCUCUUACACUCUGCGUAGUUUGACAUAAUGCUCAUUCCAAAACACUGUUGUAGCAAGGCCGGCCUCCAGCAUGGGGCGGUUUUCAUUUUCUUUAUGAAUAAUAGCUUUAUUAACACAAUCAAGGUCAUUAAAUUUGUAAAUAUAUUAUUCUUGAAUGAUUAUAUACACAAAAGUCCCUUCUUUUUCAAAAAAGAAAUUCUUAAACUCUUUAAAAGUUUGACAUUUUUAUCAUUUCAUUCCCAUCACUACACAGUUUUCUCCUGUCUUCGCAUAUGCUCGCUGAAGAUGAACGGUGUGAGCAGUGGUCUGGCCCAGCAUCAGCCAAACAUUACAUGGAUACCCUGUAGUCUUCCUGGGACCCUCUUAUCCUGCCUUGCCCUGUCAAUCAGUCCCUCUGUGUCCUGUCCACAUUCAAGGGCUCAUGCUUGGGAUCUGCAGCCACAAUUCUUUAGUUUAUUCUAUUCCGGAAAGAGAGGGUCAAGCUACAGGAAACAACACAUGCCAUCUGUUUCUGCCCUGGUGCAUGGCGUGUAUCAUGACACAGUCUCAGAAAGCACACAGGCCAGUAGAGAUCGCCAGUUAACCAAUUAAGGGAUCAAAAACAACUAGACAACUCAUAGAACUGGCAGAAGCCAUGAUUUCCUCUCUCAAAAUCUGAGCAUACAAUAGCUUCUCAAUUUCAUUGACUAUUACAUUGCAGGGUUCUGUGAGACUUAAUACACAAUCUCUCAUGGUAUAAAGCCUUGUGGACCACAGGCCCUGAACACUAAUGUAUACCAUACCGAUCAUCUGCCUAUCAGAUUCAUCUGCCUAUGACCAAUUACUUCCUUCAGACACUGCCAUUCUUUAGCUCUUGAGUCAAGGCACAAAGCAGGUAAAUACCAGAUAUGUCAGUAUAGGCUUAUAAAGGAAGAGAUAUCUCAGCAAUAAUAAUAAGAACAUUAGAAAUCUUAAUUAACUCCGCUGAGUAGUGGUGGUGCACGCCUUUCAUCCCAGCAUUCCGGAGACAGAGGCAGGCAAAUGUCUAUGAGUUCGAGGCCAGUCUGGUAUACAUAGUGAGUUCUACAACAGAAAGGACUACACAGUGAAACCUUCUGUCUCACAAAGAAAAGAAAAGGAAAGGAAAGAAAAGAAGGAAAAGAGAGCAAAAGAAAUCUUAACUUACCUAGGAAUAGUGAUAUAUCAAACACAAGUUUCAUAUUUCAGGAAUCUGCAAGAAGACUAUAAAAAGAGCUGAUUGUAUUUUUUUAUGGUGAGGGAGCAAGACACAUUCAAUAGAAUGCAUUUUUAAUUUUGAACUUGAACAUUUUAUCAGCCUAGUAUUAUGCAAUGUGCCACUGUCUCCCGAGGGUGGCCAGAAGCAGCAGCAAGCCACAGCUCCCAAGCAACCACAGGAUCCUGGGUGUAAACACACAACAUCCUAGAGCACCAUGUGUUGCUAAACUCUGAAGAUCUGUAGAGUGGUGUAUUAAAUUCAUUUUGACUAAAUAAUAUUUCAAAUUUAUGAUGGGCUUAUUGGGGUGCAACCCCAUCAUAAGUUGAGGAGCUUAUGAAUCUUGUUGCUUUGUAUUCAAAAUGAGAAGGCACUAAAUGAGUCACUAAAAGUGACACUGUGUUGGGGAAAGACAACAUCAGAUCUCGGAAGGAGGAAGCCUUUGUAUGGUGCUUGCCUUAGGGGAAAAAAAGAAAAAAAGACUCCCUACAGCACCCAGGUUUGGUAAAGAUGGAGUCGCUACAGUGUCUUGAGUCAAGAGAGCAAAAGAUCACUGCUUGAAAAUGGCGUGUUUACCCUCACAAAAGAUUUCUAAGGAUUUAUGUAAUGUGUUUUUAAAGCUCCAACAAACCAUGGAAUCAACUGGAAAGGAGGAGAAUCAGCUUUUGUUGUGUGGUUGAAAGCAAAUUAGUACUUUCAGAACACUGAUACGAGCUGUGGAAACAGACAACUAUUGUUCAAAGUUUUCUUUUCCCCUAAAGAAUGGUGUUUUGUUGAAUUCCAGGAAGCUGGCUUGACUUCCUUUACAGAAGAAGGAUUUCUGAGAGACAUUCAAGUGAUUAAAUUAAAAGUGAAUCAUUAAAAUCAAGAGGGGAUAAUAAGAAUGUACACAAUAUUGCCUUUUUUCUUUCUUGGUCUAUUCUCUCCUCUCCUUCACUCAUCCUUAAAAACCCUUAAGUUAUAUAACAAAAUUUCAGAGCUCUGUAUGAUAAAGUAUGAUUUCUUCAUAAGUAAUCUUGAAUGAAAGAAUGAGAAUAAGAUACCAAAGGAAUCAUAAGUAGAGGUCAGUAAUAAACUAAUGCAUAUAUUCUGAUGACAAUAAUUAGUUGGCUGAAAUUUCCCUCCGUUUACUUUUGCCUUGAAGCCUAAUUAUCUUCCCCAGUUAAAAUCUCCCACCCACUAUUAACCCUCUCUAGCCUCUGAGACACGAUGAGAUAUAGUAUGUUCAUGGUGCUAUGGCUGUAGACUUUGCUUUCUCUAAAUAUGAUGUGUUCUAUAAAAGUAAGAUGUUCUGGGAAUAUGCACACACAUCCUUCCUCCUGAAGUUUUCUGAGACUUUAGAGCUAAGCCCAGGAGGGAGAUAACUGAGUAGACCUACCACGGAAAAAUGAAAGGGACGUUCUUCAAAUUAAAGAUGAGACUAAGGGCUACUUUCUCUGCCCAUGUGCCUCAUCUCCAGAAUCCAAUUUAAUUAAGUUCUAAAGGCCUAACCAUAAAGUAAAAUAGGUCCAGGGAAUUCUCGAAAGCCUAGAAGAGUCUUAAAUUAUAAAGGGUCAAUUCUCUUCACUUUUAAAGAGACUCUAGAAAUCCAUAUUGGCUCAGAGUUCAGCCACAGGAGCACCUUACAAACCCUUCCAUAGUUGCAGGGAUAGGGCCUCAGACAACUCUUGUAAGUCAUAAUAAUGAAAGUUUGGGCUCACUCCAAGGAGACAUGGGUUUUGAUUCACUCCUGGGAUAUCUGAAUCCCUAGAGAGCUAUUUCAUAAUUAGCCAGUUUCUCCAGGGAUCAUUAACUGACACUGGCCACUGACCAAACCCAUCUGGGUCAAGCUUCCAUCCCUCCCAAACAAGGAGGUGGCCAGGUCUGAUAGUGCUCGAGGAGAAAAGAAUAAUAGCAAAGUCAGCUGCUGCACACCCUUACUUGUGGUUCUAGGAAUCCCAAUGGUGCUAUCAAACCAACUUGGACAUGCUUCAACACACACAGCUCUUUUGUAGAGUCUUCUGUUUCGAGUUUGUGUAAAUGUCAAGAGAUUUCCAAGUGUGAUUUGUAUUUUACCUUUUUAAGCAACUUGUGAUGGACCAAAGUCAGCUACUAUAAAUUAUUCGCUAUUGAACGGAGGGCAUAACCAAUGCCCACUAGUUAUUAAGUAUUUGAAACUUGGUUUACACUAAGGAGAAUAUGUGCUGCUUGGAAAUCAUAAAAUAGUACCUAGUACAGUGUCUUAAAUGUUUAUAUUUUGGAUGAAACAAAAAGAAUAAAUGCCAGAGGAAAACUUAAA
Messenger RNA from Mesocricetus auratus (golden hamster), 4978 nucleotides. It is a transcript of the gene Enpp6, whose product is annotated as ectonucleotide pyrophosphatase/phosphodiesterase 6. Lineage: Eukaryota; Metazoa; Chordata; Mammalia; Rodentia; Cricetidae. The transcript has 8 exons. Bases 171 to 1505 code for a protein of 444 amino acids. The record is from RefSeq and is a predicted model, not a curated record.